Triticum dicoccoides is the source of this 6108-nucleotide messenger RNA. RefSeq names its product putative disease resistance protein RGA3. The record is from RefSeq and is a predicted model, not a curated record. NCBI's taxonomy places the organism in Eukaryota, Viridiplantae, Streptophyta, Magnoliopsida, Poales, Poaceae. The transcript has 9 exons. Bases 120 to 3878 code for a protein of 1252 amino acids. Gene Ontology annotation, molecular function: ADP binding.
GGGCCCAUCCAUCAACACAUCAGGGACACGCUCUGUGCCUACAGAUCUGUGCUCCCACAACCUCUCAUACAUACCACCAACCACCAUAGUUAACCCUGCCUGCUGGGGCGCCGGAGGAGAUGGAGGCGGCGAUUGGCGCGGCGAAUGGGCUCAUUGGCAGCUUGCUGAACCACCUGUCCAAUGAGUUCGUGGAGGCGUUUGUAGCCAGCUCCCAGCUCAGCCUCAACUCUGAGAAGAUCAAGCAAGAUCUCUUGCUCACCAAGGGGCUGCUGCACGAGGCCCAAAGGAGGGGCAUGAGCGGCAAUCCGGGUCUAGAGGGACUGCUGCAGAAGCUCGCCAUCAAGGCCGACGAGGCUGAGGAUGCACUGGAUGAGCUUCACUACUUCAUCAUCCGGGACCACCUCGACGGCACCCACGACGUGGUGCCUGACCUGGGUGAUGACAUCCUGAGUCGUGCUCGCCAUGGUUGCUAUGCUCUUCGCCACACUGUCGGUAACUGCCUUGCAUGCUUUUCUUGUUCACGCACCAAAGAUGGUGUUGCUGCUGAUGUCAUUACUGAUAAUCCACCCAAUGCCACUGCAAACCCUGGCAGUGGUGAUAAUGAUGGUCCAGUUGCUAAGUUGCCAUUUGAUAGAGUUACCAUGUCCAAAAAAAUCAAGUCAGUGAUGGAGGAAAUACAGUCCAUGUGUGACAAUGUUUCCAAGUUGCUCCCCAUGAUUCCACACCAUAGCACCACCACAACAGUCACCCCAAGCCAUCGUGUCACAGGAUCAACCAGUACACACAAAAAAUUGCAUGGGAGGAAAGCCCUUUUGGAUAAAACCAUAGAUGCCAUCCUCACUACUACCACAGAGCACUGUGAACCCCUUUCUGUUCUUCCAAUAGUUGGUCCAGGGGGUAUUGGAAAGACAACUUUCGCCCAACACUUGUAUAAUGAUAAGAGGAUAGAACAGCACUUUGCUGUUAGGGUUUGGGUAUGUGUAUCAACUGACUUUGAUGUGGUUAAGCUCAGCCAACAAAUCCUUAGCUCCAUACAAAAAAGCAACACUUCAGAUCAAACAGACAAUUUAGAUGAGCUUCAAAUAUCCAUCACACAGGAACUCAAGUCCAAAAGUUUUUUAAUCGUGUUUGAUGAUAUAUGGAAAUGCAAUAGUAGGGGGUGGAAAACCCUCUUGGCUCCAUUCAGGAUGGGGGAAGCCAAGGGCAGCACGGUUCUUGUCACAACUCGAUUUCCAUAUAUUGCUGAAAUGGUGAAAAACACCAACCCAAUAGCACUGCAAGGUCUGGAGUUUGAUGACUUCUUCACAUUCUUUUCAUUAAUAUUUGGGGGAAACAAACCUCAAUAUUUCCAAGAGGACUUGGAUGAUCUUGCAUUUGAUAUAGCAAAGAAGUUGAAGGGUUCACCUCUAGCAGCCUUAACAGUUGGUCGGUUAUUGAGCAAUGACUUUUCUCGGGAACACUGGAUGGGAGUUCUUGAAAACAAUGAGUGGCAAAAAGAGGAAAAUGUUGAUGACAUUAUGCCAUCAUUGAGGAUUAGCUAUGAUUACCUUCCGUUUCAUCUAAAAAAAUGUUUUUCGUGUUUUUCCUUGUUCCCUGAAGAUUAUAAGUUUAAGAAGUUAGAUAUUACGUAUUUUUGGAUUGCAUUAGGAAUAGUAGAAAAAGAAGAGAAUUGUAUAGAAGAACUUGUAGAGAAUGGUUUUCUCAUGAAGGAAGUUGAUGAUUUUGAACGUCAAUACUAUGUAAUGCAUGAUUUAUUACAUGAACUGUCUCGGAGUGUUUCGUCACAAGAGUGCCUCAACAUAUGUAGUUCAAAUUUUAGAGUUGAUGACAUCCCACAAACUGUUCAACACGUAUCUGUCACAAUGGAAGAUAGAUUUGAUGGGGGUGUUAGGGAAGAAAUGAUUAAAUUGAGGAGCAAGAUAGACAUUCAUAAUUUGAGAGCUUUGAUGAUUUUUAGAGAAUAUGAAGAAACAAUUGAUGGAUUUUUGAAAGAUAUUUUUAAGGAAAUAGAGGGUCUUCGUGUCCUACAUAUAGUAGCAGCAUCUCGAAAAUCUUUGCCACUCAACUUUUCAAAACUUAUCCACCUACGAUACCUAAAAAUUAUGACAUCAUUUUCACACAGUUGGCCAGAAGCGACUUUGCCUAGUACACUAUCCAGAUUUUACCAUUUAAAAUUCUUAGACCUUAUAAGCUUUGGCAGAGAUAGUAAAUUACCUAAUGACAUUAGCCGCCUUAUCAAUAUAUGCCAUCUUUUUGUUCACAAAGAACUCCAAUCCAAUGUUCCUUGUAUCGGAAAGAUGAAAUGCUUGCAGGAGCUAGAAGGGUUCUUUGUUAAAAAAGAGUGUAUUGGAUUUGAACUGGGAGAGUUGGGUGAACUAACAAAUCUUCGAGGACAACUCAGCAUACAUAAUCUUGAGAAGGUGGCAACCAGGGAAGAGGCUACAGAAGCCAAGCUUGUGUGUAAAAGAGAUUUGAAAGAGUUGAGGUUAGUUUGGCGUAGAGAUCACCAACAUAGCAUAGAAUCUGAUGUUCUCGAUGCUCUUCAGCCACACCAUAAUCUUGGUGCACUUAGCAUUAUAAAUCAUGGUGGUAUGACUGGUCCUAGCUGGUUGUGUGGUGAAAUUAGCAUCAAAAGGCUGGGGUCUCUCCACCUAGAGGGUGUGUCUUGGAGCACCCUUCCACCUUUUGGACAGCUAUUGCAUCUCACGUCACUCACAUUGAUUAGCAUUUCUGUACUUUGUGAGAUCAGACCCGGCUUUGGUGGUGUUAGAGAUGAAGGUUUUGUGCAUCUGAAGCGGAUCAUUCUUCAUGAUUUACCUGAAUUUAUCGAGUGGGUUGGAGGAGCUAAUGCCCAUUCUUUUUCAAGGCUUGAAUACAUCAGCUGCACAAAUUGUCCCAAUCUCUGCGCGGUGCCCUUCCUGGAGUGCUCUGUAUCUUAUCCCAAUCUUCUGCAUUUUUACAUUCAAUAUUGCCCAAAGUUGUCUCUGCCCCCCAUGCCUCACGCGUCCACGCUGACAGUUUGUUGCGUGGCACUUCCUCCUACGCAAUUUACUUAUUCUAGUGGGGAGAUGUCUAUUGAUGGGUAUAGUGGUGGGCUGGCCUUGCAUAACCUGCGUAAUGUAGAGACAGCACAUAUCAGCAAUGUGUCACACUUUUCACUGACGGAGCUCAAUAAACAGAAAUCCUUAGCAAGGCUAGAUUUCUACAAUUGCAGCAUCACAUGCCAUGGACUGCAGGAUCUCAUGUGCCUCGAAUCAGUUCAAGUAAUAUAUUGUCCCAACUUCUUUCGGUGGCCCGUCGAAGCAGCUCACACCAUCAGGCCUUUCCCUGCUUCCCUCAAGGAACUUAAGAUCAAAGGAGAGUCAGGCAUGCAGUCAAUGGCUCUGCUCUCAAACCUCACUUGUCUCACCAAUAUGGAACUGGAGAACUGUGAGAAUCUAACAGUGGAUGGGUUUAAUCCUCUCAUCACAGUCAACCUUGAUAGCUUGAAGAUAUACAACAGAGAAAAUUGUCCUAGCCGUUCUAUAUCGGCGGAUUUGUUCUCUGAAUUGGCGGGAGCAAGGACCAACCUAUCAUUGCCUGCAGGUUCCUUUCAGUUGACAAGGCUUGAAGUGGAUUGCAUCUCAGCGGUGCUUGUUACUCCCAUCUGCACCCUCCUCGCCGCUACCCUCCACGCUUUAUGCAUCAGUCAUGAUCAGCGGGCAGAAAGCUUCACGGGAGAGGAAGAUAUAGCCCUUCGGCUCCUCACCUCCCUUGAGGUCAUUUAUGUUAGCAAUUGCCCGAAUCUACCGUCCCUUCCUCAGGGGUUGUACAGCCUUCCUUCUAUUCUGCACAUAGGUGUCAGAGGUUGUCCUCAAAUCCGAUCUACGCACAAGUGAGUAACACAAGGUAACAAAGCCAGGUGCUCACGUGGAUGGUUAGUGAGUAACACAAGGUGGCUUAAUUAAUUGUCGGCACAGCUGCUUGUUUGAAGUGCAUCGUCUACAUAAGUCGUGAAACCUUUCGGCCGACUCUUUAUAGAGAUACAAGACUAUAGAUCAACAUCUGCUCAGGAUCAAUGCAAGUCAUGUCACAGCUCCACACGUCAGUCAGUCAGUCAAUCCAUUUGCCAGCCGGUUAAUUGCUGAGGUACCGGUUGUUUUGCCUCGUACUAAGUCUACUAGAGCACACUUGUACUACACGAGAUGGAGCAGCAGUACUAUAGUUUGGAUUGCUAGCAGCAAAAGCUGCGUGCUGAAUUUUGAAGACCAUGAGGACACUAUAUGGAUGUAUAGACCUGAAGAACAAUUAGGGCCGACAGUGGAUUUGGCAUUCAGGACUUUAUUGGUUGCUCCAACUAAACUGUAACAUUAGCAGUAACAAAAGUAUCAUCAAGAUUUUUUUUUAGAAAAGGAGGAUGACCCCCGGCCUCUGCAUCUGGGAGUAACAAAAGUAUCAUCAAGAUUAAGCAGCACACCUUCAUUGAUCCUUCUUUGCUGGCCUAAGGCAACUAUGUAUCCCUCACACAUAUCUGAAUAUCUCAGAGGUUAUUAUUAUAUGCAGCAAUAUUGGAACAUGUACUUUAUUUUUCAAGCUCUUGGUCGUCCAUGGUACCACCAGCUGCCAACCGCGUCUUGUGCAGAUUCCAUAUACGGUGAUGUCUCACUGACGGGCAAUCUUCAGAGUUUCAGUUCCUACAUGCCAGUUUCGUCAACUUAGCAACUCAAAAACCAUAAUUCUGGGAGUCUUGCAUUCAUUACUUGGAUUCUGCAGAACCAUGACAGUCGACCAUCAGUUUUGCUGUUGGAAUUCAGAACUUGGUUGUUGCAUCGAAACUACAUAAUAGUAAUGGAAGCAUAUGUCUUGCUGUCCUGAAGGAGCUGCACAGUUCUGCAUAAAACAUCUAUCAGAAAAGGCAUGUUCUAGCUAUUCACAGAUGCGUCGUUGACUUCACAGUGACUGCACAUCCUGUGUUUCAGUUUCACAAGGCUAACAAUUUGGGUAGAAGAGCAUCUCAUCUUUUGCCAACUACAUCCUCAUCCUGUGCGGUUUUGAUAUAUGGUGAUGUUUCACUGUCAACCUUCAGAGUUGGAGUUCCGCAAGAACUGAAAAACAAUAUAUUCACACUCAACAAUGAAUGUUUACAAGUUGGUUGGUAUUCAGAAGCAACCACGUAGCACUGAGCAGUCUUGACUCUUGACGGAGAUCUUUGCAGUUGUGCAUAAUCAACAAUUUGAGAGGCCUGCUCCCCUCCCUGUCGAUGAGCUCCAAAUCCUGAUGAAUCAAGACUGGAUAGCACUGGCAGCGCCUCCUCCACUAGCUCCUGCCCUGCUGCCCUGGCGUCAUCUCCUCUGCUCUGGUCACAUUUGGCACUGAGGCCGCACAUGUUCCCGGGGCGCUCGUCGCCGCCGGCUCACUCCAUCUUCCUCCUCCUCCACUUGUCUUAUCCUCCCUCCCUCAUUGUCAGUGUACACACGUUACAUGGCUUGUUACCUGCGGCUACCUUAUUGUCAAACCCCACCUCCACUUCUCUUAUUGCUCAAAAAAAAAAAGUCCCUCUCUUAGGAAUGGCUCUUUACACUUCUUAAUUCCUCCUCCCACCACCCAUCCAUGCCAGAUCGACCAACGGGAUCAGCAUGGCCACAACUUGGCAAAAAAUGAUGCAUGUUUCUACGGUGUUGAUCAGUAGUAAACCGAUUCUUCCAUACUUUUUGUAUACUUGUAUACUUAGAAGGCUGGAGACUGUUAAUGCAGUUCAGUUCCAGAGAGCAAGUUCAAUUGUGUUGUGAUGCUGCUUUGCUUCAGACUGGACAGCAAGCCGUGAGACUUUUUUCGAUAAAGGGUAAGAUUUUAUUAACUCAAAAUGAAGCAUCAAGUGAAUACAAACACAAUGAGCCCACACCCGACCUCUCCAUAGCUAGGAUGCACACAGCCAACACCAACGCACACACACGAAAAUCACACCGGCAACUAGCAAGCUGUGAGACUUGGAGCAUUAAUUGCUUUUGCUUGUUGUUCAUACAUGAAAUUAAUUACCAGUAUUAAGCAGCAGCGCACUUUAACAAAGUGCACAUAUUUAUUUGCAGGAUUGUGUUUUGUGUAUGCAUGAUAAAGCAUGAUUUCUGAGCA